UACUAUUAAUUCAAAUGAUUUUAACAAGAAUUAUAGUACAUCAUACAUAUUAGAUAGUGGUUGUUUACGUAUUCGUUCUAGUUCACAUUUAUUAUCGACUCAUUUAUGUAUGACUAAUUCUCUCACUAAAGAAUCAUUAUCAGAUAAUAUUAGAGGUUGUUCCAGUUAUCCAUUAUAUACUCAAGAGAAUAUCGAUAUAUGUCCAGACUCAUGGUUCGAUAUAAACACAGAUUGUUAUCAAAUAUCAGAUAGACGUAAAACAAUUCAAGAAACAAGAAAUAACUGUGGUGGUUUUCUAGAAAUACCGAAUGGGUAUCCAGAAAUACUGAAGAAAUUAAUCAAUUUUUUUAGUCGUGAAGAUAAUGAUUCACUGAUGAAAGGAAUGUUUCAAAAAAUAAAUGCUGGAAUCGAUAUAUUUCAUGAUGAAGUUGUACAGUACACAUCAAAAUGGCAAGUUCGUCUUGGCUUUUUUAUUCUUGAUACAAAUGCAUCAAAUGCUGAAUCAAUAUUCUCACGUACAGAAGAAUCUCAAAAAUUAGUUUCUGAUAUUGAUGUCAAUGUAUCAUCUAUAAAUGAAUUUCAAAUGAUUAAUUCAAAUUAUGAUAAUAACUCAACCACCAAAGAUAAUUCAUGCUUAAUUUUUGAACGUUCAAUUACCGAUGAAAAGCAAACAUAUUUUACUUUAAAAACAAAUCAAAUUAGUAUUUGUUCGAAACCAAAACAUAUUCUAUGUAAAAUGAAGUUACCUUUUGAUUUUAUCACUCAAGAUAUUUGUUAUCGAAAGCCACUAACACUUGGUUUACCUGUUAUAAUAUCUAACUAUUUAACAAUUGAAUUAUGUUUAUCUGUUUGUGGCGUAUUACAAAAACACUUGGCUAUUAUUAAUAUGAAUAAAUGUUAUUGUAUGGAUAAUACUAAGGGAAACAUUAUUGGUGACAUCACCAUUGGCGCAAACUAUAAAACUAAAAAUUGUGGAAAUCCUUGUCCAGGAAAUAAGAAUCAACGUUGUGGUGAUACAGAUACAGUCGUUGUCCUUAAUGUGCGUAAGAAUCAAAAUAUGUUGCAAACAAGCAGCGAGUAUCAUACAUUUGGACUAAAUUCUGAUAUCGUUUACAAAAAUUGCGCACACUUCAACUUUGAAAAUUCAUCAGAAAUAUAUCAAUUCAAUUUUCUUCAUGAACAAGAUGUUCAUCCACAUUAUUGUGUACAAUUGUGCGCUAAAUAUCAACAACAAUAUGCUCUACUUAAUUCAAAUAAAUGUUUAUGUACAAAUAUCCAAAUUAAAGGAGAACUAAAAGAAAAUUAUCGAUUUCUACUAUUUGAUUCUCCUUGUAAUCAACAUUGUUUAGGUAAUUACUUUUAUUCAUGUGGACGCAAUAGCAAUUCAACAAUCUAUUCAGUGUAUACUAGACGCUCAGAUUGCCCACAUGAUUUUCAAGCUAUUGGCGAUAAAGGACGGUGUGUUCAUCUUGGUCUUUCAGCAAGAAAAAGUUCUUACACAACAGCACAAUCUUAUUGUAAAUCUAUGGAUGGAAUACUAGCAAAAAUAGAUGACAUUGUAGAAAUUCAAGAUCUUCUGCCUAAAUCUAUAAUAACACAAAGUUAUUUUGAUAAAUAUGCAUUUUCCUACUCUGGAAGAGAACCUAAUAUGCUUAUACAUUUUUGGAUUGAUCGGAUAUUAGAUAGGUUAAAUGAUAGUAAGAUAUCCGAUCGUUUCAUUAGUAAAUGUUUUAAAACAUCAAAAUCAAUUGAUCACAAUUGUAUUGCUCUUGAUCAUGAAGAAGUUUUAAUUGACGAUACGGUUGCUGUUAUACAAUGUUUUUCUGAAUCAGAUCAAUGUUCGUCAACAUCUGCAAUACCUGUUUGUGUUGACAAAAAUUUAGAAUCUCAUUCAAAUGCAAUACCUUCUAUGGAAGAUAGUGAUUCAUCAAUCAUAAAAAUGAAUACAUUCACAGAUUAUUUAUGUAGUAAUGAUACAGAUUAUCAUUUAAUUGAUGAUUAUUGUUAUAAAAUAUUAUUACAUGAAACAACUUGGCAUAAAGCAAAAACUGAAUGUGAACGUGAUAAUGCUACGCUAUUUUUACCCAAGAAAAAUAAAGUGGUCUCUUUAGUAAAGCAAUUAUUUUUACGUCGAUAUAGUUACACAUCAUCUGAUAUUGCACAUAUUGAUGUACUUUAUGAUGAUCAAAACUUUACUACUACACAAAAUAUCACCAGUAAUACAAGUACUUCGAAAUCUGUAUUUAAUCUCGAUAACAUUUACAGUUCAUGCAAAAUGUCAUUCGUUGAAAAUUUUCCCAUUUUAUUGUCAUUACUAAAUCGAACAGAGAAAGUUAUAGAUAAGCGCAAGACUCAUCAAACUGCUUGUGGAUACAUUAAUUUUCGAUCGUACAAUUCACAGUGGAUUUCAUGUAAUCAAGAAUCUUGCAAUCGACCAGCGACUAUAAUAUGUCAAAAAUCACCGACUAUAACAACUCAUGUUAUUUUAGCAAAAAGUGAUUCGAAAAAUAUACCAAUAAAAUUGACUCAAGAAGAAUCAAAUGCUCAAACAUUUAUUAGCAAACGUUCUACAUAG
This is a messenger RNA of Rotaria sp. Silwood2, 2575 nucleotides long. The record is from the annotation of a GenBank genome assembly. NCBI's taxonomy places the organism in Eukaryota, Metazoa, Rotifera, Eurotatoria, Philodinida, Philodinidae.